AAAUGUCUUUCUAUUCCAACUAAAAUUAAAGAAAUAAUUAUAAGUUGUCAACAUUUUCUUGAAAAUGAACAAUUUACUCUCAUUCUUCGAUAUGUAGUUGAUGUGAUUGCAAAACUUGAAUCUAAUAAUAUAACUUUAGAUAAUAUAUUUGCAGAAUUAUUGCUUAUUUAUAAAAAAUUAAAAUCAAGUGAAUUUGAAGACUUUGAUUAUGGAUUGGUCGAUCAUGCAAAAGAUGUAGUUAAUUUUCAGGCAAAAGAAUUCGAUAAACCUAUAUAUUAUUUAGCAUUUUUUUUAAAUCCAAAAUUUCGCAAAAUUGCA
Racocetra persica is the source of this 318-nucleotide messenger RNA. NCBI's taxonomy places the organism in Eukaryota, Fungi, Glomeromycota, Glomeromycetes, Diversisporales, Gigasporaceae. The record is from the annotation of a GenBank genome assembly.